This is a messenger RNA of Momordica charantia (bitter melon), 1433 nucleotides long. Its product is annotated as exopolygalacturonase-like. Lineage: Eukaryota; Viridiplantae; Streptophyta; Magnoliopsida; Cucurbitales; Cucurbitaceae. Gene Ontology annotation, biological process: carbohydrate metabolic process. The record is from RefSeq and is a predicted model, not a curated record. Gene Ontology annotation, molecular function: polygalacturonase activity.
GAUACUAGGCAAAAAAAAUUAGAAAAAAGCAAAAAAAGAAAAAAAAUAGAAGAAGAACAAGAUGGGAAUGGAGUUGAAUUUGUUGAUUCUAUCUGUCGUAUUAUUAUUUGUAUCAACAACGAAAGCCCAGUCUAGUGAUGGCAUUUUUGAUGUAACCAAGUUUGGUGCUAUGCCUAAUGCUGAUAUAUCUAAGGCUCUGAUGAGUGCAUGGAAGGAAGCUUGUGCAUCACCGAUUCAAAGUAAAGUAAUUAUUCCAAAGGUGGCUUACAAGUUAGGUACAAUUGAUUUGACAGGCCCUUGCAAAAGCCCUAUCGAAGUUCAACUCCAAGGAACAAUACAGGCACCAAUAGAUCUUACCGGAGAAGGUUGGGUUCAGUUUAAAUAUAUCGACCACUUUACAUUAUCAGGUGGUGGAACUUUUGAUGGCCAAGGAAAGGCAGCUUGGGAAAAAAAUGAUUGUGACAAAAAUCCCAAAUGCGAUAGACUCCCCAUGAGUUUGAGGUUUAGCUUCAUCACAAAUUCGAUCGUGAGUGACAUAACCUCUAAAGAUAGCAAAAACUUUCAUGUACAAAUUUUGGGUUGUAACAACCUUACCUUCCAACACGUGAAUGUCAAUGCGCCGGGAGAUAGUAUCAAUACAGAUGGAAUUCAUAUUGGUCGUUCUACUGGGAUUAAUAUCCUAAGUACAAACAUCGGUACAGGAGAUGAUUGUAUCUCACUUGGAGAUGGUAGUAAGCAGGUAACAAUUACUAAUGUGACAUGUGGUCCUGGACAUGGUAUAAGCGUAGGAAGUCUAGGAAGGUACACUGCUGAAGAACCAGUGGAAGGAAUCAGAGCUACGAAUUGUACAAUAAUGAAUACAUCCAACGGUGUUAGAAUAAAAACUUGGCCAGCUUCUCCUACUGCUGGAACAGCUUCUGAUAUGCAUUUUGAAGACAUGAUAAUGGUUAAUGUUAGCAAUCCCAUUCUUAUAGACCAAGAAUAUUGUCCAUACAACCAAUGUAACAAAAAGAGUCCAUCAAAAGUGAAGAUUAGUAAGGUUAGCUUCAAGAAUGUUAGAGGUUCUUCAGCCAAUGCACUUGCAGUCAAACUUGUUUGUAGUGCCGAAGUUCCAUGUGAAGAUGUAGAAGUAGCUGACAUUGAUCUCACUUACAAUGGAAACGAAGGUCCUAUUUCAUCUCAAUGUAAGAAUGUGAAGCCCAUCAUUUCUGGAAAACAAAACCCUCGUGCUUGUUCUUCCCCUGCUCCACCAGCCUAAGUAAUUGUAGAGAUGAUCAUUUGAUGUAGAAAAUGGUGGAAGAUAAUCUAUCUACACUAAAGCUUUGUAAUUAUAGAACUUUGUAGCACUCAAGUUUUCAUUGGGAAAACUUGUGGUGAAAAAGGGUUUUUCUUCUUCGUAUUUACAAAUAAAGAGACGUAUUAUUUGGCGUAAA